Molecule: messenger RNA, 2058 nt
Organism: Amorphotheca resinae ATCC 22711
Lineage: Eukaryota; Fungi; Ascomycota; Leotiomycetes; Helotiales; Amorphothecaceae
Exons: 5
Coding region: 1-2058 (685 amino acids)
Biological process (GO): regulation of DNA-templated transcription; DNA-templated transcription
Cellular component (GO): nucleus
Molecular function (GO): DNA binding; zinc ion binding; DNA-binding transcription factor activity, RNA polymerase II-specific
Source: RefSeq, a predicted model, not a curated record
AUGGAUGCGGGCCUUAGGAAGGUGGAAAAACGAAAUCGGCCGCCUGUUUCCUGCGAGCCAUGUCGGACUCGAAAACUGAAGUGUAAUCGCGGUUUGCCAUGCGAUGCCUGCAAGAGGAGAGACAAGUCUUCACUUUGUAACUAUACGGCCAAUGCCAGUCGAAGCAAACCUGGACCCUCCAAACCGCGCGAUAUAAAAGACAGACUGAACGCCCUUGAGAAUUUAGUGUCUUCCUUUCUGUCUGGCGACGCGGUCAUCCAACCUGGGCUACUUAGUGAAAGUGAACCCACCAUAGAAGACGGUGAGAUUAUCGCAUCAUCAGCCGAACACGACAAUUGGUCUGCAAAGCAGGGUUCAGCUCUUAGCAGUUCAGAUAGAGCAGAAAAUGUGCUUACCCCAGAAGCCCCUCAUCUUCAGGAGACUGGCGACGGUCAAGUAAACUACAUUGACCCUAGCCAUUGGCUGUCGAUCUUGGACGACAUCAAGGAGGUUCGAGAGCACUUAUCCGUGUCAAAUCAACCUAUAUCACAGAACAAGACACGUUUUGAUAUGGAUCACAUGGUAUCAGACGCCAGUCUUCUAUUUGGCUCAAACCAUAGUUCGAGCCUUGACGACAUUCUAAGCUCGUUGCCAUCUCAACCCAUAUGCGAUAUGCUACUCUCUUGGUAUUUUAAUUCCCGGUUCAUGGUUCUAGGCAUUAUACAUCCAGCCAAAUUUCAAGAUGAGUAUGCAGCAUUCUGGGAGUCACCGUCGACAGCACCGCCGCUUUGGACAGCCCUUCUGUUCUCUGUUCUCAGCAUCACAGCAAGCCUUCGCCGGAUAUCGAACAUAAUAGACCCCGAUGGGUCGAUCCCCUCGAUAAGGGUACUACAACAAAGAGUAGUACAGUGUCUCGUUCUUGGGCGUUAUGCCACCGCUAAUGCACAUGCACUUGAGGCGCUUAUACUCCAUCUCCAGAGUUGUUUUUUGAGCAACGACGCUCUCCCUGUCGAUCUGUGGUUUGAAAUGGGCACCAUUAUUCGAUUAGCAUUUCGCAUGGGUUAUCACCGUGACCCAAGCAGCCUAGCUGGAAUCUCUCCUUUCAACGGCGAGAUGCGGCGACGAGUAUGGCUUAACAUAUUCCAAGUGGAUGCAUUGAUGUCUUUCCAAAUGGGGUUCCCAAGCAUGAUACCAACUGAGUUCUGCGACACUGAGGUCCCGAGAAACUUGGAGUACUCUGAUCUCUAUGUUGACAUGACAGCACUGCCACCAUCGAGGCCUCUUUCUGAGCACACGCCGGUUCUUUACACUAUUGUCAAAGCCGGCGUGAUGGGCGUCUUCAAAAAGAUUGUUGCCCAUACACAGUCGCUCUCAAUUCCGGCUUACGAAAAAACAAUUGUGCUAGAUACUGAAAUGAACCAGGUAUACAGCAUGGUCCCGGACCCCUUGAAGCGACGAGAUGUCAACCGCUCCUUCAUAGACCACUCUUCUCUUAUAUUUCAACGCUGCACAAUAGAGCUCCUUUACCUAAAGGGACUCAUCGUCCUUCACCGACGAUACAUCAGUUAUGAACUACAAAGCCCUAGCUUCGAACCCUCACGGUACGCUUGCGUUGUAGCAGCUCUCGAUAUUCUUUCCCGCCAGGCAGAUCUGCACAAGGCAUGUGAGUCCGGGGGGCGGUUAUACGAGGACCGGUGGAUGAUCUUUUCAUUGCCCGUACAUGAUUUUCUUUUGGCCGCCAUGGUGAUCUGUCUGGAUCUAUCCGUCCGCAUGCGAUCCCCAAGGGGAGCCUCAAGCGAAGUAGGGGAUUAUUCGCAGCUUGCUGGCAGAGAGUACCGAGCCCUCCAGACGUCUCAACGAAUAUGGGCACUUAACAGUGUAGCUUCUCCUGAGGCGCACAUUGCAGCACUCGCCCUUGAUCUGAUGAUCAAAAAGGUGGCAGAGAACGACGUUGGUCUUUUCGCCCUGCAUGAUGUUUCAUCUGUGGACACAGAUCUAGUUGUCGAUUCAGAGCUGCCUUACGCAGAUGCUAUGUCACAGAUGAUCGACGGAUCUGAGAGCAUCGACUGGUUGGAUUGA